AUACGUAUAUAUAAUACGUAUAAUAGUAGCUCAUAAUAGCGAGCUAUUUGUUUUACAUGCAGUACAUGUAUUUCAUUUCAAGUCUAGACGGUUCAUCUUCAUAACGAGAAUGGAAUACCUUGUAAAAAAAUGGAAAAUGUGGUACAACUCUCUGGACGUCAACCAUGAUGGCAAAGUCUCAGUUCAGGACGUGCAGGAAUCAAAGAACAAAUUCACCAUCUUUCACGAGCUGGUUGGAGAAAAAGCCAAACGUGUCCAGGUCAAUUUCGAAGACUGGUGGAACAAAUACAUCUUUGGAACUGGGGCCAAAAAGGAAAUAUCGGAAAGCGAGUUCGUCGAGAAGUUAACGGAAGCUUACAAAAAAGACAAGGCUGCCUUUAAAAGGGAAAUGCAAGCAUGCUUUGAUUGCAUCUUUGCAGUCCUGGAUGCUAACAAAGACCGCAAGAUUGACCUGGACGAAUACAUUAGAUCAUUCAAGGCUUUUGGACACGAGAACGAGGCUCUGGUAAGAAAGAUAUUUUCUAUGUCUAAUGUCAACCCCGAAAAUGAGGCGUUGCCUGUAAAAGACAUCGUCAGUGCGUGGGUUACGUUCGUCACCGAGGAAGACAGCGAUGUCAAAGACAUCAUCAUGGAAGCAUUCAGCGAAGGCUUGUAAACAAACAUUUUUAUUGUUUAUAUGUCUUAUUUUCAAACUCUUCUUACUUUGUACUUGACAGUAAACUUCAAACAUUUGGCGCAAUUGGUUCAACGUCCGAAGUAAGAGUUUCCUUUUCAAUAACUAGAGUUGGGCUCAAGAAUAUAAUGCCGCCACAAAGACCAUAUGCCGACACAAAGACCAGGGAACGUUUUGUUUCUUUUUAGAACCAAUAAACCAUUCUAUGAAACACC
This is a messenger RNA of Magallana angulata, 888 nucleotides long. Its product is annotated as sarcoplasmic calcium-binding protein-like. Gene Ontology annotation, molecular function: calcium ion binding. Lineage: Eukaryota; Metazoa; Mollusca; Bivalvia; Ostreida; Ostreidae. The transcript has a single exon. Bases 110 to 655 code for a protein of 181 amino acids. The record is from RefSeq and is a predicted model, not a curated record.